Messenger RNA from Schistocerca piceifrons (Central American locust), 2760 nucleotides. RefSeq names its product palmitoyltransferase ZDHHC3 (gene Dnz1). Gene Ontology annotation, molecular function: protein-cysteine S-palmitoyltransferase activity. Gene Ontology annotation, biological process: peptidyl-L-cysteine S-palmitoylation; protein targeting to membrane. NCBI's taxonomy places the organism in Eukaryota, Metazoa, Arthropoda, Insecta, Orthoptera, Acrididae. Gene Ontology annotation, cellular component: Golgi apparatus; endoplasmic reticulum. The record is from RefSeq and is a predicted model, not a curated record. The coding region runs from base 28 to 837 and encodes 269 amino acids. The transcript is spliced from 5 exons.
UAUGUAGUUGACUGGUGGGGGUGUACGAUGACAGUAUUUGUUAGAGAUCCUUGUGGUAUUGUAUGUAUUUUGAUGACAUAUGUGGCUGUGCUUUAUGCAGAUUACGUAGUAGUAAGAUGGAUUAUUCUACAGACUAUGCAAAACAGUCUUUGGGGACCAUUCCAUGUUGUACUCUUCAAUACAAUUGUUUUUCUGCUUGGGAUGGCACAUUUGAAAGCAGUUUGUUCGGACCCUGGCGUUGUUCCGUUACCUCAGAACAGAGUCGAUUUUUCUGACAUUCAUUCAGGGUCACAGAAUUCACUACAGCGAGAGGAUUGGACUGUGUGUACAAGAUGUGAAACCUACCGACCACCAAGAGCGCAUCACUGUCGAAUUUGCAAACGUUGUAUACGCAGAAUGGACCAUCAUUGUCCAUGGAUAAAUAAUUGUGUUGGAGAGCAAAACCAGAAGUAUUUCAUCCAGUUCCUGGUUUACGUUGGUGCCCUAGCAGCGUAUGCAAUUAUUCUUGUGAUAGUUUCAUGGGUAAUGGACUGCCCAGAAUGCAGUAAUGAAGUGACAGUAAAGCAGAGUAGAAUCUUACACUGUGUGAUACUUGUGGUGGAAAGUGCCCUGUUUGGAAUGUUUGUGUCUGCAAUCUUGGUGGAUCAGUUUCAAGCGAUAUUCAGUGAUGAGACAGCAGUGGAACAGGUGCAGCAGCAGGGUCCAUAUAGACCCCAUAAACACAAAUGGGCACUUCUCACAGAAGUGUGCGGCCGCAGUCAUCCUAUCUUUUGGCUGCUGCCGUGUGCCAGUGUACCUAAACACUUGGAAGAGCCAUUGCUCAACCACACUGUCUGAAAUUGUGUGUACUGUGAUGUGAAGUGUUUAAACUGGAUAUUUGUUAUGUUGCUUUAUAAUUUAAAUUUGCCGGGUGAUUGCAGUGAUAAUCUCGAGCAUAUUUCAUUAACUGGAUGAAUAAUGUUUUAAAAGUGCUAUUGUGAGUCAUAUGGCUGAGAGUAUAUUAAGAUUUUAAUUUGUUAUUAUCAUUUGUGAUGUGAUCCAAAUGGUUUUUUUAAUUUCUUUGUAUGUGAAGGAGUCAAGAUAAUCCUUUUUUAUUUAUUAAUGUUGUUAAUAAGUUACAUUUAUUUAUUGUUUUAUAGCACAUUGUGAUAUAAUGUUGCCUUGAUGUGUAACUUGGAACAAGGUAACUAAAAGUUUCCAGGAGAGAUGAUCGGUUUGUGUGUAUUAUUAACGUGUCAUGAAUUCAUGAGCUAAAACAGUGAACAGGAAUUCUGUUACCUUUAAAUAAUUUAUAUCCUCUCCGUCUGUCUGUCUCUCUCUGUGUGUGUGUGUGUUGUGUGUGUGUGUGUGUGUGUGUGUGUGUGUGUGUGUGUGUAAAAGGGGGGGGGGGUGUGGGAGAGGAUGAAUCAAUAUGACACAUAUAUUCAUGGAACUACUUUAAAUUUUCAACUGUCUGCAUUGUACACAAUAUGUAUUAUGAAAGUUGAAGAAAAAGCAAUUGUAUGUUUGCUGUAACGUUAUCUUUUAUUUCUGUUGUAGGUGCAAAAUGUUCUCUUUUACUUCUUGAUCGUCCCAUGAAAGUAGCAUGAAAAUCAAGGAGAAAAGUAUUACUCUUGCUUAAGUAUGUUGUUUAGUGAUUUAAGUGUGACAAUAAUUCUGUAACACUGCAGGCUAUGUUUUUUGUAUGAUAAUGGUACUCUGUUGUUUUGUGCAAAUCUGAAUUGUAUUUAUUACCUUGAUGCUUUACCAGAGCAUGAGAGAAUUUUUUUCCAGAAACUAUGCAUAUUGCACAGAGCCAUAUCUUCUAAUAGACAGAGUUAGUCAGUCUAAAUUCAUAUUGUUGUUGAAAAUGACAUAAUUAUUUCAUCUUCCCCAUUAUUUUGUUCACUGCUCACUUAUUUUAUUGGAAGACUGCCAUACAUGUUUUUGUACUGAUAUUCUAUAGUCCUAAACAAACAAAUAGAAUUUUUGGCUUGCCAUAUUAUGUAUCUGAAUUAGAGAUGUAAUGAAAAGUACAUCCUGUACAUUUGUAAUGUCUACUUUUUUGUAGUUGACUAUUGCACCCUUCAGAGCAAAGAUCUUAGUAGGAAAACAGCUAUUUUGUGGACUCAACUAAAUCAUAGUUAAAGGCUUCCGUCUUGUUUCAGAAUACUGGUUUUAGGGCUUCUAUUGUUUCUCUUAGCAAUAAAUAAAGAAUUGUAUGUUCAUCAGCAGCUGAAUAAGUGAUGUGCUUUCAAACAAAUACUUCUAAAAAAGAUAUGAAAUUCAAUCAAAAUGAAAAGUAAUGUUCCCCAUCCAUCUUUUGCUUACUUUUCCAUAUGAUGUGGUAAAACACUUGGGCAGGUUUUACAUCUGGUUAGCAAUAUCAUUAUCUUUGGUCUUUGUUUGUGAAUGAGGGACUUAUUACCAUAUAUUUUGGCACCUUAAAGCCUGCUCAACCAAUCCAUCCCCAACCUGCUGCACUUUGUGUUUGGCCUAUUUUUUCUGUUUCUCUGUCUUUCUCCUCCUGUCUUAAGUUUUUCUUUUAUUGCAUUUUAUUCCUUAUAAUUUUCACUGCCAAGGCAUUUUGUUUUCAGACUUUUCAAGAGAAUUCAGUUGUUUGGAAAAAACUUGAUUAUUCUUUUUUCUGUAAAUGUUAAAAUUCCAUCACUGCAAUUUAAUGAGUCAAAUUGUAGUAGUCUCAAAAGUUGUUAAUUUAUGUACUACCUUUUACAACACUUCUGUAUUCAUGGUAACUGAAAAGUAAGUCUGUUAAUAGUC